Molecule: messenger RNA, 2293 nt
Organism: Adelges cooleyi (spruce gall adelgid)
Lineage: Eukaryota; Metazoa; Arthropoda; Insecta; Hemiptera; Adelgidae
Product: ras-related and estrogen-regulated growth inhibitor-like
Exons: 6
Coding region: 443-1078 (211 amino acids)
Molecular function (GO): GTP binding; GTPase activity
Source: RefSeq, a predicted model, not a curated record
UUACCGUGCCGCGCACUAGUCUGCCGUCGACUUUAUGGUGUUAGUCGUUUACCGCCGUUUUUUCUUUCUCGUUUUCGCUUUAGCGUUCGAUAUUAAAUAUUUUCGUACGUUUGUUUCGAUAAAUAUCAUCGCAGCGGUUUAAUAUUUUCCCAAUACGUACUUUGUGGGGUUUUUUUUUUUUUUAAUAAUUUACCGCGUUGAACGUAUGGCGAAUUUUCACCACACGCACACCCGCCGCCGACGCGUUGACGGACUACGUCGCCGGCUUCCGGUUUCCGGCCGUUGAGACUAAAAAACACCUGAAAAACGUUUUGCACCGCAUUUGUAAUUACAGCUUACCUACAAUUUGCCGUUUGAACAAUAUCUAUAUAUAUAUAUAUAUAUAUAUUGCUGUUAACGCACUCAGACUCGAGAUCAGCUUGUAUUUUUUCCUAAUACAAAAAUGACCAACAUUGGACGAAUCAGGACCGUCGUGCUCGGAAGUUCGCGCGUAGGCAAAUCGGCUGUUACAGUGCGAUAUCUAACCAAACGAUACAUAGGCGAAUACAGUUCCAACACAGACCUGUUGUACAGACACGACGUGACGUUCGAUAGCGUUCUAACCGAAGUGGAAAUACUCGACACAUGCAAAUGUUCGACCACAUGUCUGUUCGAUCACAUCCGGUGGGGCGACGCGUUUGUCAUCGUCUACAGCGUGGUCGACUGGUCGAGUUUCAUCGAAGCCCAAGACCUGUUGGACAAGCUGAGCAAGCUCAAGUUGCCUUCGUACUUUGCCACGCUGUUGUUGGGCAACAAGAGAGAUCUGGAUCAUUCCAGGUGCGUGGCGGUGGACGCCGGACAGGAGCUGUCGCUGCGGUUCGGGUGUCAGUUUUACGAGGUGAGCGCCGCCGAAAACUUUGCCGGAGUCUCGCUGGCGUUCCACUCGCUGUUGCGCGAGACCCGGGCCGUCCAGCUGCUCCGCGGGCUGCCCAUCAGGCGCAAGCUGGGCGUCAACAGCGUGUCCAAGGUGCUGGGCACGAUAUUCGGCAAGAACAGCAGCAAGCGCGACCGGAAGAAGCGGCCGUCGUUGAGCAUAUGACCCGCGUGGGCGUCCGUGGCGUGGCCGGCCGGCGGCAACGGCGGCGGCGCGGCCAACGCUACGCUCACGUUAUGAGGCACAGAGACAUGAACCUGCGACGACAAAACGAAUAUAAGAGAAGAUUUAUUGUCCGAUAAUUAUUUAUCUUACACGACCGAUAAUAUUGUAUUGUUGAUAACAACACACCUAAAGUGGCUUCGAGAUGAUCUGAAAUCUAAAUUAUGUAUUCCAUUAUCUCCUCAUAUCUGUUAUUGGACUCGACGAUGAUAUUAUCUCUUGCGGACGCCCCCCAAGCAGCAAUCGGCAGAACCCACUGGCAAACAAAUUCUGUGAAAGCUCUCUCUUCCUGACACAAAAUCAAUUAUAUUGUUGUAAAUUACUUACAUAAAUUAUUAUAUUGUACAACUAUUUGACCUGUAUUACAUUACACCCUAUAUAUUUGAUUGUAGUAUAUUAUUACAAAUAUAUGUCAUUAACGUAUGAUGAAAAAUAACGGUUAGGUUAACACAAUAUUAUAAUAUGUUCUUAUAUACUUUUCGGUUAUUCGAAAAAUAAUAAUUCUGAUCUCGAAACGUUUUUUUGAAACGAUAAAACAUAUUUUUUUUUUUUAUACAUAUAAAUAAUAUAUAUAUAAGUAUCGAACAAAAAAAAAGUAUCGGACAAACCGUUGCACGGUAAAUUUGCUUGUGAUUUUUUUUUUUAUCUCGACCGCAAAGCCUUUCUCGCACCGUAUUGUUAUAAAACAAAUUAUUUUGUCGAUAAAUGUAAAUUAAAAAUAAUGUAUUUACACACAUAAUAUGUGAACUCGUUUGAUUUUCAAGUCACAUUACACUUUUGGUACGACACGGUAUAACAGAAAUCGUGCAAGAGAGGUUUUACGUUGAAUGUGUAUUUUGACAAAGUAAAAAUAACAAUUGCAAAUUUAUUAUACCUUUGGCGUUUAAUAUUUUGUUUGCAACGUUAUUUUUUUUUAGUCACGAUCGAACUUCGUACAGAUUAAAUAAAAAUAAUAAUAUUACGGUUUCAAAUAGUAUCUCGUCACUUGUGUAAAAUUGUCAGUUUAUUGUUUAUUGUACUACCGUAGUGAAUGUGUCCGAUAACAAAAAAAAAAAAAAUGUUUAAAAAUCACCGACAGUUAAGUAAACUUGUGAAAAAUAUUGUAUUUGUAUAAAUGGAAAACUAUGAACACUUGUUUUUUUUUGUAAAUAAAUGCGU